AUGUCCGAGACCAGCACUGAGCGGGAUCAGCUCAUCCCACCCUCAAACCGACCCGGGCCCGGGUCUGAAGAAGCGGAGACUACGCGCGGAGGGGGGGCAGGGCUGAUUAAGCGCCUGGACCUCUUGCCUCAGCCUAGAGAUCGGGCGGCGAUGUAUCUGCUAGGCAUCGGGAUCGCCCUGUUCUUGCCGCUCACGUGGUAUCUCGUCUUCUCGCAAGACUUGAAGGCACUAGGCUGGUUCGCCCCGCACCCACUACUCCAAUCCCUCGCCAUAACCGCCUUCCUCCUCGCCAUCUUCCCUCUCCAGCCCCCUACCCCCUCCUCCUCGGCCGUCCGGACGUCCCGAUUCCAGCUACACCAACGAUGGAUGUACGCCCUGGCCCUACCGGCCCUGGCGGUGGGUACGGCGGCCAUGUGGUGGAACAAGCAUGUGCACGGGGCGCCUCACUUUACGACGUGGCAUAGCUGGUUCGGGGCCGCUACUGUUAUUUGGGUGCUGCUUCAAGCGGCUCUAGGAUCCGCCGCCUCCCACUUUGGCGGUAAACUCCUGGGCGGCCCCGCCCGAGCUAAAAAGGUCUACAAAUACCACCGGCUCUCAGGCUACCUCCUCGUUGCUAUGCUGGUGGGUACAGCGCACCUCGGCGGAGCGCACUCGACUUGGGCGCUCACGAGACCCGGAGGGGAGAUGAAGUGGGUCAGAGUUGGGGCGUUCUGGGUCGGGCUGCCUUUAUUGGCGCUGGGGCUGUAUAUGCGUAUCAGGUGA
Dioszegia hungarica is the source of this 762-nucleotide messenger RNA. RefSeq lists its product as uncharacterized. Bases 1 to 762 code for a protein of 253 amino acids. Gene Ontology annotation, molecular function: transmembrane monodehydroascorbate reductase activity. The record is from RefSeq and is a predicted model, not a curated record. The transcript has 4 exons. Lineage: Eukaryota; Fungi; Basidiomycota; Tremellomycetes; Tremellales; Bulleribasidiaceae.